This is a messenger RNA of Musa acuminata AAA Group (dessert banana), 4775 nucleotides long. RefSeq names its product patellin-6-like. Gene Ontology annotation, molecular function: lipid binding. Lineage: Eukaryota; Viridiplantae; Streptophyta; Magnoliopsida; Zingiberales; Musaceae. The coding region runs from base 3304 to 4584 and encodes 426 amino acids. The transcript is spliced from 6 exons. The record is from RefSeq and is a predicted model, not a curated record.
GUUCUCAUUACUUGCUUUAGUGCUAUUAAUUUGUUAUAUUUGUUGUUACGUCGUUAUGAUACAUCUGCGUUGCACCGUAUAUUACUAAUGGAGGAAACAUGACAUAUAUAAUUUGUCAUUCCUGUUUCUUGGUUUUUUCGAUUGGAAUUGUAGCAGAACUGUGGUUUUCUUGGGCUAUGGGUUGUCAUGUGCUGGAAUAGUUAGUACUAAGCAUUAGCAAGCAGUGGCUCUUUGUCUCUAUUCAGUUCAAUGAUGAGAUUUUGGAGACUGUUUAGACAUGACAGUAUUCAUUUGAAAUCUAUCUUGGAAUUUUGUAGAUACCAACUCAGUAAUUGUUGGGAAAUCUUUACGCCAUGGUCGAGGUGUCAGCACGGCUCGGUCCAAUCCCGAAUGCGUAAAGUUGCCCACGCAAAUGCUUGGAUAGUGGAAGUGAGCGUCGGGUCAGGUUGGGUUCGAGCCUCGUCUCUCGAGGCUAGCUUUCUCCCUUGGCAGGUUGCCUGCUUCGUCAUCUAGUUCCUUCACACAGGCCGAAGUCGGGAGGGGGAUUUCCCGACUUAACCCCUCUAAAGUUUAAGUUAGCGUCGAGUGGAGUAAGAGGGAGUUGAGUGCUCGAAGUCCUUCCCCCUGAUGUCGGUCAGGGGGUUGGUUUUUAUACCUGCGAACGAGGGUCAGUUAUACAUGAUUUGUUAAUGGUUGUCGACUCUUCGGGCGGUUGGCUUGUACCUUACGGGCGAGCGCCGAUCGACCUGUAUGAACCCGCACCUUGUGGCGUCGUUCCGAGCUUUCCGGAACGGCUUUGCGGUAUGCGGCGUCAACUUGUACGACGCCGAAUAGUACGAGGGUAAGUGGUCGUCCCGUUCGGGUAUGAGGUGUCGUAUCGUGUUAGCCUAGAGCUCUUUUGUUGGCACUGUCGUGGUCACCGACCGUUGUCACGUGGAUGGUGUUGAAAUAUGUCAUAUUAGUAGUAUUGCUCAAUUAGAGAUAUUCAGUUGGUUUACUUAAAAUCUAUGCUUGUGUGAGUUCAACUUACACUUGCUGAAAGUUGCUUCUGUUCAUGUUUUUAGUGAAAGAAUGGGGCACUGAAGCUCAUUCUCUGGUAUGGGCUUUCGGAAAAUGUUAACAAUAGGGUCUGCACUUAGGCUGACAUAAUUUAUUCAUAAUCUUAACUGGCUCCAAAGAUUGUCUGAAAUUGUUUAUUUACCCUACUUUUAGUAUUUUACUAGAGCUGUUUAUAGAUAAGUCUUAAGAAUUUCUAUUAUGAUAAUUUUGAAUGUUAGUUCUGGAUCUCUUUUAGAAUAUGUACUUUUCCUUGAGGCACUUGGAACAAUAUCUUAUUGCAUCAGUGCAAUGACUGUCCUCUUGCAAGUUUCCCAAGGAGUAGAUUUGAAAAUUCAGAAAAUUUCAGAAUGUGUAUAUAUAUGCACACAUAUAUUGGUUAAAGAAUGUGUAUAUAUAUGCACACAUAUAUCUUAAGCCCAGAUCGGGUUCAGGAUUUGCUAUUCACAUAGCUAGUGAACACAACCAUGCGAGUCAUGAGCCCAUCUCACAAUUGUCCAUGAUGACCUCAAAUUAAGUGGUGACAGGAAAGUUUGAACUCUGUAUUCUCAGGGAGAAAAUCCCGACCCUAGCUAUUGUCCAAAAUCAUACUUGCUAAGAGUAAAACCUGUUCUUGAAAUCAAUCAAUGAAUGGAUUUGAUACAUUGGAAGAAAGUCCUGAGCAGGAGAGCUUCAUGAGAUGUUGGGUUAAUUCAAAUAUUGCUAUUAUGUUUAUGAGAUGUGUAUGUGCCUGUAGCUAUCCUAGAAUUAUUUUGUAUGAGAAAUGGUUUUCUGCUUGCAUUUUGAAGGCUUUAUGAGACCUGGACUUGAUUGAUAAAUCUUUAUCUCUGGUAUGUAGUAUUAUUUUAGUUAAUAUAUACCAUGUAAUUACAUUUUCAUACUUGAAAGGUAUCUUUUGCAUAUAGAUUGUGAGAGCUGCCUAAACCUUGGGGCUUAAAAAGCAAGCCAUGCAAUAUUUCAAUACAGUGAGGAAAUGCAGCUUCAAACCUAUGAACCGAAAAAUGGGGAGUGCUUCUCGUAGCCUUCUAACCCUGAGAUCACUUGUCCAGUGUGAAGACACUGACACUUAAUAGUCAUGCAGCAGCUACUAGCCUUCCCAUGGCCUAAGCCGCAGCGAUGACAAGAACAUACGGUGUUUCCCUUCCCGGAGCAACAAGUGGAUCUCGAGCAGUCUCCAUCACGGUUUCUAUUCCCUUUCCUUUCCAUAGUUGCGGUGUCACACCGAGAGGAACAACCCUCGGGACGACGGUGUGCCGCCAGGUACCCAUGGCGCGCUUCUCCACCAUCUGAUGACCCCCCAACCCACCGUCCCCAAAUCACGCAGUAUCUCCUCGGAGGAAGCGGUGGUGCCUCGUGAUGCUUGCCACUGCUGACCAUGUACUGUUUUGUUUUCCAUGUGCAGCCUCGUCCCCCCCCUCGGUCACUCUCAUUUCGUUGUCAGCUACAGUAAGGCAAGGACGCUGUUGGCCGCUUGGCCUCGAUCGGCUCCGUGUCUCGCCCUGCCUAUAUUGGGUUACCCGUCUCAUCAGCAAAAGAGACUUCCUCCGGCACAAACUACGCAUCUCUCCAUUAACACCCCCGUCCUCCUCCUCCACCUGCAGCAGUCUCAGUCUGACUCUGGUGGCCCGUCAGGUCUUCUUCAGAUCGCCAUGCCACUGUAUCGAGCGCAAGUUUGUCGCACUGCUGUAGACUUUGGUUCCAAUUUCACCUGUCCACCAACCAGUCUCUUCCGUCUUUCUCGCCUUCCUUCUCCCCUGCUGCCCGCCUGCCUCCCUCCCACUAUUUUAUGCCUUGGAUUUCAAGAAAUCAUCCCUUUAACAUCUCUUGUGUAGGGUGGCAAUGCGUGAUUUAACUUUGGCUUUUGCUACUUUUACGGAGCUACUUUUCCUCUCAUCCUCCCAAUAUUGAAUACUUUCAGAUGUAGAAUUGGAAAUGAUGCUUUAAGCUAUAUAUAUAUAUAUUUGUGAAUGGAGAUAAGGGGAAAAAGAAGUAGUCACGGGCCACCCAUGUCCCCUGAGAGGCUCCACAAAAAAACAAAAGCUGUACAGGACUUCCAUCACGCCAUCAUCAUAAUGUCACAAACCCUCCGGCCGCAACCAUUCAAUUCCAUUCAAUUUAACUUCCCACCUCUUCUCCCUUCUCUCUCCUCUCAAACUUCCCCACCUGCCACUCCUCCUAAGCUGAUAAAGCUCUGAGAAAAGACCCAACGCAGGCUUACCUUCACUCUCGUUUCUCUCGUCUCAUACAAUGGAGCCAUCUCAAGCAACCCCUGAGCCCGUCCCUUCGCCCAAGCCUGCCACCAAGCGGAGCCUUCUCAGCUCCCUCAUGGAGGUUGCUGCCGCCGCCACCACCGCCACUGCCGCCCUGCAGCGCUCCUCUUCCUUCAAGGAGGACUCCUACCUCGCCUCCAGCCUCAGGUCCUCGGAGCUGAAGGCCCUGCAGGAACUCAAGCAGCUCCUCUCUACCUCCACCAAGCCCAUCAGCAUAUGGGGCGUCCCGGUAGCCCCCGCUGGCGGCGGCGGCGGCGACGAGCGGGCGGACGUGGUGCUCCUCAAGUUCCUGCGGGCGCGCGACUUCGACGCGGGGCAGUCGCACGCCAUGCUGCUGCAGUGUGCGGAGUGGCGACGGGAGUUCGGCGCGGACGGGCUGGCGGACGAGGAGCUGGUUGGGUUCAAGGAGAUGGAAGGCGUGGUGGCGUACAUGCACGGCUGGGACCGCCGGGGCCACCCGGUGUGCUACAACGCCUACGGCGUCUUCAAAGACAAGGCUAUGUACGACCGCAUCCUUGGUGACGCCGAGAAGCUGCAGCGCUUUCUCCGGUGGCGCGUCCAAGUGAUGGAGCGCGGCGUCGGCCUGCUCCAGCUCCGCCCCGGCGGCAUCAACUCCAUCAUCCAGGUCACCGACCUCAAGGACAUGCCUAAGCGCGAGCUCCGCGCCGCCUCCAAGCACAUACUCUCCCUCUUCCAGGACAACUACCCGGAAAUGGUGGCCAGAAAGGUGUUCAUCAACGUCCCUUGGUAUUUCAGCGUGCUGUACGCAAUGAUAAGUCCAUUUCUGACAGACCGGACGAAGAGCAAGUUUGUGAUCGCCAGAGAAGGCAAUGUGGCGGAGACACUCUACAAGUUCAUCAGGCCAGAGUUUGUGCCGGUGCAGUAUGGAGGGUUGAGCCGGCCGGGCGACCUGCAGAACGGCCCUCCCAAGCCGGCCACCGAGUUCACCAUCAAGGGCGGAGAAAAAGUAAACCUCGAAAUCGAUGGCAUCGAGGCAGAGGCCACCAUCGCAUGGGACAUCGCGGUAGGAGGAUGGGACUUGGACUACGGCGCCGAGUACGUGCCGAGCGACGAGGGGAGCUACACCGUUGUGGUGGAGAAGACAAGGAGGAUUCCGGCUGCGGCCGACGAGCCCAUCCACGACGUGUUCAUCGCCAGGGAGGCGGGGAAGAUGGUGCUGUCCAUAGACAACACCAGCUCGAGAAGAAGAAAGGUCGCGGCUUACAGAUACUUCGUCCGCAAAGCAUCAUCCAUGUAGUCGCAGCAUGAGAGCCUUCCCCCCUUGCGUCUAGUUUACUUGAGAUUAGUUCAGGCAUGAGUGGCUGCGUUUUAUCUUUCGUUGUACGUGUAUUAUAAGAAAAUCUAGUCUCUUUUUCCGAUCUAUGUCGGAGAAAAGUGGAUUUGAAUCCAUAAUUAUUAAUAUGCUGACUUGGGGUGGCUUUCUUGUAA